GCAAGCCACGUGAUCUGGUCCGGCCCCGGAGUCGGCGUAAAGCGUGAACUCAGGAGAAACAAGUCGAGUAGCGAAGAAACCUGCGAUUUUUGUAUUCUACCGCAUGUUUUCCUUGGUCUUCAUAUCUGUCCAAUGAUUUCUAUUUUCUUUGUCUUCUAAUUUUCCUUUUGAAAGUACAAACAACAAUUCUUAAUAUUAAAACCAAACAAGAAAGAAAAAUGGCGUCGUCACUUCUUCGCCAACGAAGAGUUUCAGCAAUGGGUGUUUCUCGGAUUCUUCAAGAUAAUGGGGAUUCCUUUCGACUACAACUGGAAUCCAAGUUUGGGAGAUUUGCUACCAUAGGUGUUAUGAUCAGGAAUUACAACGGUGGAAAGAGUACGGCAAAGUUUGAUUUUACUGAUCUCACCUGUCCUCAUACAUGGUAUCCUAAUGCUCGAAAAAAGAAUCGCAAGGUUUUCUUGCAUGUAGGUCCCACAAACAGCGGUAAAACAUACCAUGCUCUGAAGCGACUCCAAUCAAGUCCUUCUGGUGUAUAUUGUGGUCCUUUAAGAUUGUUGGCUUGGGAAGUGUCGAAACGGUUGAACAAAGCAAAAGUUCCCUGUGAUCUAAUCACAGGACAAGAGAAGGAGGAAGUGGAUGGUGCAAAGCAUAAGGCUGUAACCGUUGAGAUGGCUGAUGUAACAUCUGAUUACCAUUGUGCUGUUAUUGAUGAAAUACAGAUGUUGGGCUGUAAGACUAGGGGUUUUUCAUUUACACGCGCCCUGUUGGGAAUUGCUGCUGAUGAACUUCAUCUUUGUGGAGAUGCAGCUGCUGUUCCUCUUAUUCAGGAAUUAUUGAAAGUGACCGGUGAUGAUGUCAAGGUCCAAUCUUAUGAUAGGCUUUUACCACUAGUUCCCUUGGAAGUUCCUCUUGGAUCUUUUUCCAACAUACGAACAGGCGACUGCAUUGUAAGUUUUUCACGCAAGGAAAUAUACAAGUUGAAGAAAAGAAUUGAAGGUGGUGGAAAACAUCUUUGCUCUGUGGUUUAUGGUUCAUUGCCACCAGAGACUCGGACAAGACAGGCAACAAUGUUUAAUGAUGCUAGCAGUGAGUUUGAUGUUCUUGUGGCCAGUGAUGCAAUUGGGAUGGGUCUUAAUCUGAACAUUUCAAGAAUAAUUUUUUCGACGUUGAAAAAAUUUGAUGGUUUUGAAAUGCGGGAUCUUACAGUACCAGAGAUCAAGCAAAUUGCAGGGAGAGCUGGAAGGUAUGGAUCAAAAUUUCCUGUGGGUGAUGUGACCUGUUUAGAUGCAGAUGAUCUACCUUUGCUUCAUUCAUCAUUGAAAUCUGCCUCUCCUAUUUUAGAGCAAGCUGGACUAUUUCCAUCCUUCGAUCUUAUCUUUAUGUAUUCACGUUUACAACCAAAAAGAGGUCUCUACCAGAUAUUGGAGCAUUUUCUAGAGAAUGCAAAGUUAUCUGAGAACUAUUUCAUUGCAAACUGUGAAGAAAUGUUGAAAGUUGCCACUGUUAUUGAUGAACUGCCUCUCGGGUUGCAAGAUAAGUAUCUUUUCUGCAUCAGUCCAGUUGAUAUCAAUGAUGAAAUUUCAUCUCAAGGUCUAACACAGUUUGCUGAAAAUUAUGCAAAGAAGGGCCUUGUUAACCUUCGAGAAAUAUUUACCCCUGGUACACUUCAGGUGCCUAAAACACAUACUGCACUCAAGGAGCUUGAAUCCAUUCACAAGGUCUUGGAACUCUAUGUUUGGUUGAGUUUUCGAUUCGAUGAAUCAUUCCCUGACCGUGAACUGGCUUCUUCACAGAAGGCCAUCUGCAGCCUGUUAAUUGAGGAAUUCCUUGAAAGACUUGGUUGGCAGAAACCAACUUCAAGAAAGUUAACUUCACGCACAAGCUUAAAUUCUUUAAUUGCGAACAAGAAAAGACAAUACCUAUGAACAAGAAAAGACAAUACCUAUGUGAUUAAAUGUAAACUACUAUUAGGUAUUUACUCAUUAAACCUGUUCCCAUUCAAUAUAGCUAUUCCUUUCAUG
Messenger RNA from Durio zibethinus, 2021 nucleotides. It is a transcript of the gene ATSUV3, whose product is annotated as ATP-dependent RNA helicase. NCBI's taxonomy places the organism in Eukaryota, Viridiplantae, Streptophyta, Magnoliopsida, Malvales, Malvaceae. The record is from RefSeq and is a predicted model, not a curated record. Gene Ontology annotation, molecular function: ATP binding; hydrolase activity, acting on acid anhydrides; RNA helicase activity. Gene Ontology annotation, biological process: mitochondrial RNA 3'-end processing. Gene Ontology annotation, cellular component: mitochondrial degradosome.